GUCUGUGGCUACCGCUCCUCGCAGGCCCAAGGGGAACCAUUUUCUGGGCUCGAGACCGAGCUCCGCCCAAGCCGCUCCGCGGCGGGAGCCAGCAGCCCCGAUUCGAUUUUCCCAAACGGCCCCCGCCUGGCCUCGCAGCCCCCCCCCCCGCUGGAGCGGACCCGGCGCGAUGUCCGGGAGGGCGAUGACGCGGUCGCCCCGGAGCCGGCGGCCCGACGAGGGCAAGCCCGUGACCCAGCAGCAGCUGGAGGCCGCCGUGGAUGCUCUGCGCAGGGAGCUCGAGGACAAGCUGGACGCCGCCCUGGCGCGCGCGGCGGCCGGGCAGCCGGGCGCCGCGCCCCCGCCCGGGCGCCCCGCCGCCGGCUCCGCGGCCUCCAAGAGCAGCAGCGCCUCCGGCGGCAGCGGCGGCCGGGUGCUCCCGCCGCUGGCGCUGCCCCCGCCGGGCGACGGGGAGGAGAUCGCCCUCGGCGGGGGCAUGUGGGACGCCGCGGUGCUCAUCGGGUGCCCGCAGGUAGGAGUAGGCGGCUCUGCAUUCACGGCGUUCACGCUCCUGCUCAACAUCGUGGUGCAGGUGACGUUCUGCUUGAUCGUGAACGACAACAUUCACAUGACCCAUCCGGCGAUCGAUUCGACAAC
Messenger RNA from Prorocentrum cordatum, 636 nucleotides. Lineage: Eukaryota; Dinophyceae; Prorocentrales; Prorocentraceae. The record is from the annotation of a GenBank genome assembly.